Messenger RNA from Dendronephthya gigantea, 1948 nucleotides. Its product is annotated as proton channel OtopLc-like. Gene Ontology annotation, molecular function: proton channel activity. Gene Ontology annotation, cellular component: membrane. Gene Ontology annotation, biological process: proton transmembrane transport. The record is from RefSeq and is a predicted model, not a curated record. The coding region runs from base 60 to 1676 and encodes 538 amino acids. NCBI's taxonomy places the organism in Eukaryota, Metazoa, Cnidaria, Anthozoa, Malacalcyonacea, Nephtheidae. The transcript has a single exon.
AUCAGUGAAGAAGAAAAAAUAGGAAUAAAAUAAAGAAUAUUCUCUAUAAUUUCCUAAGAAUGCCAAGUAAAGAUCGAGGGACAAAAGGCAAGUUCUCAUUGAGUUACUGUUCAUCGUGUUUUUAUUCAAUAUUUCAACCAUUUUCACCGUCAAAUUCACGCCGUGAUGGAAACACAUUAAGCCUUCUCUACCUGAUCUGCUUAACAACAAUCGGAGUGGUUUUAAAUAUUUCAAGAUGGCUUCAAAAAGAUCGUUUCUCAAAGACAAACAUCGUUACUCAUGAUCACAUAAGUGGAUUUUUGAUGACAUGUAUUUUGCCUUCACUUAUAUGGAUGUUAUAUUACACGGUCAAGACGCCUGGCAAGUCUACAGUGGAAUUUCUAAACUCGUCUGUGUAUUACCAAGAUCCUUUCAUUAGCGGAGUUUACUUCUUUGGAACAGGCAGUAUUUUCCUUCAUAUUUUACAGAUCGCAUUUUAUAUUGAAGCCAAAACAGAAAUCAUCAGACUGCUCUUUACUGUUUUAAACACCUUAUUCAUAGUGACACAAAUCAUUUUCCUUCGUAAAUAUUCCAAAGCUAGUUAUCAAGAUGAUUCAAUGAUUCGCAUGGCAUUACUUCAUCUUCUCUCAACCAACAUAAUCUUGUUUUGUCAUAUGUUAAUGUCUCAAUCGCAUCACAGUGCAGUCAAGUCUAUAGACCACAAUGGCAAAACGCUGCGUAUUGGCAAAGUUUUGAAUCACGUCUAUCCGUUCCUUUAUCCAUUCCUGAUCGAAUUCCCAUUGUCCUCACUCGGUGCUAUAUAUAGAUUAUGGAGUGAUCUUAAAGAACUGGAACCCAAACCAGAUGAUAUCUAUAUUGACGACGAGUUGACUGAAAUCAACACAAUGGACUCAGUAAUUUUAGCACCUGGUGAAAAAUUUCUGAAUCCGGAAAGAGACAUCAGAAAGCCAUCAAGCCCCAUGAGUCCAUUCCAAUCACCAAGGAUAAGGAAGUCUACGAGCAAUAUUAUCAUACAGCAGAGUAAAUGUGAUAUUAUGAGGAGAUGUGUGGGCUUAGGAUUGUUAUUUGGGGUCAUAUUUUCUGUUUUCUUCCUUACUGUUGUUGGCGUCACCACAAUGCACACGUCAGCUACAACAGUUCGUAUAUUUUUUAUGACAAAUAUGGCGUACCUGACGUUCACAUGCAUCUCAUGUUGGAUUAUUCUCAAGGGAUUACUCAGUCAAAUGUAUUGUUGGUUUGAUUAUGGUGCUGUUGACGUGAUGUUAUUACUCGCACUCAUAGCGGUACUGUUUCACCAAGGUUUUAUAUUUACUGCAUCAAUAGCUCAAAUCUACAUCUCAAUUUUACCAUGUUAUAUGCUGACUUUAUCUGUCAUGGAGAUAAUACAGUGUAUGCUUCAAACAUCAACAGUUAUCAGAGCCUUACGUUUUCGUAUUGGCUAUAGAUCAAGUUUGGUACGCGAAGCCUCUCUGUUUUUGAUGAUAUGUAAUAUUAUCAUUUGGUUACAGAGAUCUUUCUUAGUACCUCAGACACCUUUUCUCUCAUUGGUUCAAAGCAAUUUCUAUGGCAAAGCAUCUUGGGAUGUAGUAUUUCUUCUGACUUAUCCAUUCCAAGCAUUUUUUCGCUUCCAUUCAACAAUAUGUUUAUACAAUAUAUGGUGUGUUUUUAACGAGUGAAAUAAUGUGGAGGUAUUGAAUGAUUUGAAUCGACAUUUGAAUUUGACCUCAUUAUGCACAAUCAUGUAACUAGAAUUGUACUUUGUUUUUUAAUAUAUUGGCAGAGGGAGGCUAAAAUUGCUACCAACGUAUAUACCAAUUUUAUGCAUGCUCGGCUACCAAUUUUAGCGAUGGCACCAGUCUAGUGUAAACAUAGAACAUUGUAGAAAACAGCAAUUAACUAAAAUAAAAGCAUUUUUAUUUAAUUUUGAGAGUUUCCCGAAUUCCCGUCU